This is a messenger RNA of Hevea brasiliensis (rubber tree), 1506 nucleotides long. RefSeq lists its product as uncharacterized. The coding region runs from base 1 to 1506 and encodes 501 amino acids. The transcript has 6 exons. The record is from RefSeq and is a predicted model, not a curated record. Lineage: Eukaryota; Viridiplantae; Streptophyta; Magnoliopsida; Malpighiales; Euphorbiaceae.
AUGGUUGAUUCCCAUCAAGCUUCAACCUCUUUUACCUUUCAAGCCCCUAUUCCUGAUCCGACAAUCACUAUCAGUCCAACAUUCCCAAAUAAUGACUUACCCAUUUCUUAUCAUCCGGCUGUCUCAAACGCCGAAUUUCACCCUUCCAUACCAAUCCCUUCAAUUUACCAUGUAACUAAUUUCCCAACCAAAGGCAUGGCUUAUGUAGCAGGGGGUGAAAAUAAGGAAAAAGAAAAUGAGAAUUUGUCUGCUCUAGAGGAAAGACUAAGAGCGAUAGAAGGUCUGAACAUGUAUGGCUCAGUUGAUGUAUCUUCACUGAGAUUGGUACCGGAUGUAGUGGUACCACCUAAGUUUAAAGUCCCAGACUUUGAUAAAUAUACCAGAAAUUCAGAUCCCCGCAUCCAUUUGGCCACUUACAUAGCCAAAAUGUCCGGCCUCACAAAAGAUGACAGACUUCUAGUCCAUUUCUUUCAUGAAAGCCUCUUUGGGGCAUUUACGAUGCAAUACAAAUUCAAUUGCAAUGUUACCCCGACACCAAGAGACCUUCAAAAUCUAGUGCAGAAGGAGAAGGAAAGCUUUAAGGAAUAUGCACAGAGAUGGAGAGAGAAGGCAGCUGAGGAAUUGACUGGAGAAAACCUCGCAAAGAAAACUACUAGUUUUAGGAAAAAGAAGGAAGGUGAUGUACACUCUAUCACCAGACAAGCUCAACCACCACUCCCUCAAAAUAACUUUCGACCAUACCCUCCAAUUCAGGGUCCAAUAAUAGCAAAUGUUCUGCCCCCUUUUCCAAAUUAUCCUCACCCUCGCCCACAAUAUCCACCUCAGGCUGCUUACCAACCCAAAUUGCCUGCUCAACCUAUUCAGUUAAGACCACCUGCUCCUCAAACCAACCCAAGACCACCAAGGAAUCCUGAUCUACCUCUUCCCCUUCCGCUCAGUGAAAUCUACCGAUACCUAUUGGUGGGUCAUUCAACCGAUAAUUGUGGAGCUCUUCGGGGAAGAGUACAGGCCCUGAUUAGAAACGAAUGGUUAAAAAUUGAGGAAAAUGGCUCUCUUCCCAACGUCACUUCAAACCCAUUACCUAAUCAUGGUACAGCAAGAGAGGGAUAUCUAUGCCCUCAGGGAUCCGGGUCGGGAAGUAAUCAACAUAAUUCAGGAUGCCCCUACCACGGAGGAGCGGCCAAUCAUGAGUUGCACAACUGUGAUGAAUUUAGGCAGGAAGUUCAGAGAAUGCUAUCACUCAGAAUUUUGAGAUAUCAGCGGAGGUCGGGGAUAAAGGAUGAAGUGAACACAGCCAGGUUUGGCCGAGAUGCCUCUACCCCCAAUCCAAGAAUAGUCUAUUCUACUCCUAACACACCAACACCACUAGUACCACCAAUAACGAUCAUCCUCAAGUGUAAGGGAUGUAUAAUCGCUAAAGUUCUGAUUGAUAAUGGAUCUGCCCUCAAUGACUUACCUAAUGCCACUUUGGCAAAACUAUCUGUUGAUCCAUCAGCUGUGCGCUAA